Vespa velutina is the source of this 1047-nucleotide messenger RNA. RefSeq names its product 28S ribosomal protein S15, mitochondrial (gene bonsai). The record is from RefSeq and is a predicted model, not a curated record. Gene Ontology annotation, molecular function: structural constituent of ribosome. NCBI's taxonomy places the organism in Eukaryota, Metazoa, Arthropoda, Insecta, Hymenoptera, Vespidae. Gene Ontology annotation, cellular component: ribosome. Gene Ontology annotation, biological process: translation. The transcript is spliced from 4 exons. The coding region runs from base 173 to 1000 and encodes 275 amino acids.
AAAAAAAAAAGAACAAAAUUAAAGUAAUCUAUGUUUCAAAAUAUAAGAAUUGCAACGAUAUUCCUCGCAUAUCUAAUCAUACAUAACCUCAAAAGCAAGUUUAUUUGCAAUGUGUUUUGAUACCAAAUUGAAAUAAUAAUUAUAAAUAAAGAAAGGAAAAAAAAAUCACAAAAUGAAUACGUUAGUUAAUUGCUGUAAAUAUUUUUCUAAAAUUACAUUAAAUACAACAAAGCAUCAAUAUUUUGUAAGAAAAUAUGCUGUUCAUUUAUCGGAUUAUAACAUUAAUUGGGUUAGACCUAAAAAAAUAUGCAUAACAAAACCAGAAAAAAGCGGUGACUUGGGUAUACCUCAUGAUGUAAAACCAACAGAUUUACUUUUAGGAUAUGAUAAGUCGAAAGAACUACAAGAUGCCGAUGAGAUUGUAAAAAAAUUAGUUUCAUUAGAAUUUCAACCCCGAAGAGAAAUUAUAAAUAUGAGAAGGGAAAAGAUAUUGGAACUGGUUAAAAGGCAUAAAUUAGAUCGUGGAUCAACAGAAGCUAGGAUUGCUUCAAUGACGUCCGAAAUAUUACAGUUACAAGAAAUCAUAAAAAAACAUCCUAGGGAUAAGAAGAAGAAAGUAUUUUUAAAGGAAUUAAUAGAAAAAAGAAACAAAUAUUUGAGAAUAUUACGUAAAUGGGAUUAUAAGCGUUACGAAUGGAUUUUAGAAAAAUUAAACCUUUUUUAUAAAGAAACACCUAUAAAUUCGGUUGCACCGUAUAGAAAGGAUUCUUUAAGGAAAUUAACGCAAAAGUUAUGCGAUAAAAUAAAACAAGAGAAAUUGGAUGCUUAUAAAGCGGAAUUAAAAAAACAACAGAAAUUAUUUUACAAACAAAAAAUAAAAGACUUUAUUUUUAUUAAAAACGAGGAAUUAGAAUUAGGAUUAGAACCAACUAUAACGGAGGAUGAUAUUGAAAAUAUAAAGAAAAAAUUCAAUGAGAUAAAUAACGAAGAAACGAUGUAAUAUAUGGACUAUUUAAUGACAUUAUAAAUAUAAAUUAUACGACUUAA